This is a messenger RNA of Psylliodes chrysocephalus, 891 nucleotides long. Lineage: Eukaryota; Metazoa; Arthropoda; Insecta; Coleoptera; Chrysomelidae. The record is from the annotation of a GenBank genome assembly.
AUGAUUUGGAAUGAUGAUGUAUACAUAGAAUAUGAGAACGCAAAAAAGUGUCACAUUUGUAAUAAAGUUUUCGAGAAUGAUGAUGAUCAAAAAGUCAGAGAUCAUAACCAUAUUACAAGAGAAUACAGAGGAGCAGCUUGUAAUUUAAAUUUACCAUUACCAAAAUUUAUAUCAAUUGAAAUUCACAACCUUAGAUAUGAUUCAAUGAUAUUUUUAAGAUGGAUUCUUGAAUUAAGUGAAAACUAUUCAGACAUUAAUAUAAUUCCAAACUCCAAAGAAAACUACAUCACGUUCUCAAAGAAAGUAAUUUUUGAUAAAUAUGAACAACCCUAUGAUUAUUAUCGAUGUAAUAAAUGCAAUAAAAAACCAAUAUACAACAAAAUUAUCGAAAAAUGUGGUACAUGUGGAAAUAAAAUGGUUCUCAAACGGAAAGGGGAAAUUCAAAAUGUAAGAGUGGAAUUUAAAUUUAUAGACACAUUUAGUACAAGUCUUGACAAAGCAGUGAACAAGUUAACUGAUGUCAAUAAUUGUUAUUAUGUUAAAUGUAAUUCUAAACAAGAAAUAAUAAAUGCUAAAUUUCUACCCAUUAAUGAAAAUAAUGUUUUAAAAUUAAUCGCUAACUGUAAAAAAUGUGAUAGUAAAGUAAGCAAACCUGUUGAAUACACUAAAUUCAAAAAUAUUAUGACAGAAUUUAAUAAGGAGGACCUCCAUAUGGUUUUAAGAAAAGGUGUUUAUUCAUACGAGUGGGUUGAUAAUUAUCAAAAAUUCUAUGAUGAACGAGACUGGUAUUCAACUUUAAAUGAUAACCUCAUAAAGAAUGCAGACCUUAACUUUACUAAAGAAGUUUAUAAUCAUUUUGAAUGUAAAAAUUUUGGUGAUUAUCAUAUUUAA